Molecule: messenger RNA, 4161 nt
Organism: Carassius carassius (crucian carp)
Lineage: Eukaryota; Metazoa; Chordata; Actinopteri; Cypriniformes; Cyprinidae
Product: NACHT, LRR and PYD domains-containing protein 12-like
Exons: 10
Coding region: 342-3242 (966 amino acids)
Molecular function (GO): protein binding
Source: RefSeq, a predicted model, not a curated record
GAUAGUGAAACUACGUUUAUUAGGAGCCAUUUUUUUUGUUUAUCCAAAAGUACUGUCUCGAAUUGUCAAUAUACAAUAAAGAGCGUUUUUCAAAGCUCAUCCUUAGGCACAGCAGUAUUCUAUAUUUUAGUGCAUAUAUUGGUAAACUGCGGUGGGCCUCCAUCAUACAAAAUCCAGCACGGUAGCAGCUCUUUAGUCGAAAGUUGUUUGCCAGUAAGGCCAGUCACACAAGUACGGAAGCAUAGACGGUAAAAACUAAUCUUUGUUCAUUUUAGCUUUGGUUGGUUUAGUUUUGGGAGUCAGUGUUUUGGUGAAGGCGGAAUAGCCUGUGCAGCUCCACUAUGGAUGACACGCAGACAUCCAGCGAUGAAGAUAUUCAAACAGAAAUCAGUUCAUCAGAUUCAGACAUAUCUGAGGUCUUCUCUAUGAUGAGUUAUUGGUCUCUGCCACGGUCUUUCCAUCUUAGAACUAUUUGCCACAGUUCAGAGCAUCAGAAAAAAUUUGAGCCCAGCUGUGCCUCUUUAAAAAGUGACUGGUCUAUAGAUCCGCCACCACUUUUCAGUGAUGGAAACAAAUCAGAUUCACCAGAGCCCAGCACUGUGUCUAUGAAGAGUGACUGGUCUAUAGAUCCACCACCACUUUUCAGUGAUAAAAAUAGAUCUUUACUCAGAAGUAGAAGAUUUAAUGAAGGGAAGAUCUUACAAAAUCCAGUACCCAGACAUUUGUCUGAGAAGAGUGUCUGUUCAUUGGAACGGUUAAAACGCUGGAGUCAAUUUCAGCUCAAUACAUUUAGAUUAAAUCUGAAGAAGAAGUUUGAGUGUCUGUAUGAGGGAACAGCAAUGCAGAGAAACCCAACACUCCUGAAUGAGAUCUACACAGAGCUCUACAUCACAGAGAGUGAGAGUGGAGAGAUCAGUAAUGAGCACGAGGUUAGACAGAUUGAGACACAAUCCAGGAGAGCAGCAACAGAGGACACAUCGAUCAAAUGUAGUGACAUCUUUAGACCUUUACCUGGACAAGACAAACCCAUCAGAACUGUGCUGACAAAGGGAGUCGCUGGCAUUGGAAAAACUGUCUCUGUGCAGAAGUUCAUCCUGGACUGGGCUGAUGGGAAAGAGAAUCAGGACGUCCAGCUCAUAUUUCCUCUUCCUUUCAGAGAGAUCAAUCUGAUGAAAGACAAAACACUCAGUCUUUCAGAUCUUCUUCAGGUCUUUUUCCCUAAAACAAAAGAAAUGGAAAUAUCCAGUGACAAAUAUAAAGUGUUGUUUAUCUUUGAUGGUCUGGACGAGUGUCGUCUGUCUCUGGAUUUUCAGAGUAAUGUCAGGUUGUGUGAUGUAAGUGAAUCAGUUUCAGCUGACAUGCUGUUGACGAACCUCAUCAUGGGGAAUCUACUUCCCUCUGCUCUCAUCUGGAUCACCUCCAGACCAGCAGCAGCUGAUCUCGUCCCCUCUGAGUGCAUCCAUCGAGUGACAGAGGUACGAGGCUUCAAUGAGCCACAGAAGGAGGAAUACUUCAGGAAGAGGAUCAGUGAUCAGAGUCUGGCCGAUAGGAUCAUCUCACACCUGAAGUCAUCAAGGAGCCUCUUCAUCAUGUGCCACAUCCCAGUGUUCUGCUGGAUCUCAGCCGCUGUUCUGGAGAAGAUGUUGAGUCAAGAAGGGAGUGGAGAGAUUCCCAAGACUCUCACUCAAAUGUACACACACUUCCUGAUCCUUCAGACCAACAUCAAACAUGAAAAGGACUAUGAGAAGAAUGUGACAGAUGAAGACAUGAUCCUCAAACUGGGGAAACUGGCAUACAAACAACUGGAAAAGGGCAACCUGAUCUUCUAUGAGGAAGACCUGAGAGAGUGUGGCAUUGAUGUGACAGAAGCAUCAGUGUACUCAGGAUUGUGCACUCAGAUCUUCAGAGAGGAGUUUGGCUUGUAUCAGGGGAAAGUCUUCUGCUUUGUUCAUCUGAGCAUUCAGGAACAUCUAGCAGCUCUAUAUGUGCACCUCUCAUGUACAAACCACAAUAUAAGUGUGUUUGACCAAAUCACCAAACAAAUUUAUGAAGACAUCAUCAUGAAAUUUCAUCUGGAACGUGAUCUGGGAAAACAAGAUACCUUGCUUAUCAAACCUUUUCAUCAACUUCAUUUAGGCCUUUCCAUGGAUAUAUUUGAGCUGCAUCAGAGUGCUGUGGAUGAGGCUCUACAGAGUAAAAAUGGACAUCUGGAUCUUUUCCUGCGGUUUCUUCUGGGUCUGUCAUUGGAGUCUAAUCAGAUUCUCCUACAAGUACUAAUGAAUCAGACAAUAAGCAGCUCUGACAGCAAUGAGAGAACAAUUGAGUACAUCAAGAUGAAGUUUAGGACCAUUAACUCUCCAGAGAGAUCAAUCAAUCUGUUCCACUGUCUUAAUGAACUGGGUGAUCAUUCACUAGUGGAGGAAAUACAACAGUAUCUGAAAUCUGGAACAAUAAAGGGAGCCAAACUCUCUUCAUCUCAGUGGUCAGCUUUAGUUUUUGUGUUGUUGACAUCAGAGAAAAAUCUGGAUGAAUUUAGGCUGAAUGAAUUUGUUGGAGCAGAAAAUAAAGCUGAUCAUGUUCUUCAGAAGUUGUUGCCUGUGAUUAAAGAAUCCAGAAGAGCUGAGUUGAGUAAGUGUGGUGUCACAGAUGAAGGUUGUGCUGCUCUGACUUCAGUUCUGAGAUCAAACUCCUCACACCUGAAAGAACUGAAUCUGUCUGGGAAUAAACUAGGAGACUCUGGUGUGAUGCGUCUCUCUUCUGGACUCGAGAAACCUCUCUGUAAACUGGAGAUACUCAGGUUGUGUAACUGUGGUAUCACAGAUGAAGGUUGUGCUGCCCUGACUUCAGCUCUGAGAUCAAACCCCUCACACCUGAGACAAAUGGAUCUUUCCAGGAAUAAUUUAAAAGAUUUUGGAGUUAAGCUUAUCUGUUCUGAACUCAAGAAUCCUGACUGUAAAUUGGAGAUACUGGGGUUGAGCUGGUGUGGAAUCACACUUGAAGGUUGUGCUGCUCUGGCUUCAGCUCUGAUAUCAAACCCCUUACAUCUGAGAGAACUGAAUCUGACUCGGAAUAGACUAGGAGAUUCAGGAUGUGAACUGCUCACUGCUCUAUUGAAUUCUCCACAUUAUAAACUGGAGACACUGCAUAUUUACAGGUAUCCAAUGAUAUUCUCAUCUUUCCCUGGCCCCAAAUUUCCACACCGAUAUCUACACCGAUUCCGUCGCCACACACUUACAGAAUAAUAUGCCACUUGGACAGAUCUCUCUUCACCUUAAUGUAAGGAAUUUGCCCAAUUGUUUAGAAACUGCCCUGAGCGGGGUUAGGUGACGGUGAACAUUAUUGUUUUGUGUUUUUGUAUUUUGGCAUACAUACUGAAUACAAAUUAAUAUAUUAAUAAUUAUGAUUACAUAGAUGUUGAUUACUUUAUUGACUAUACAGCAGGGGUACAGAACUCUGAGCUCUGCAGAGUUUAGCUUCAACCCUAAUAAAACACACCUGAUCCAACUAAUGAAGUCCUUCAGGCUUAUUUGAAAACUACAUGGUUGGAGCAGGGUUGGAACUCAACUUUGCAGGGCUCCAGUCCUCCAUGAAUUGGGUUCUGCACCCCUGCUAUACAGUGUGUGAAAAAUAAGUAACUAUAUGUGUGUAUAAAAUACUGUAUAUAUGAUGUGUUCUCAGUCCAGUGCAGCCCAUCACAGCUGACAAAGAUGCUGAAGAGGUGAGGAGAAUGAAGCUUGGUGAAGCAGCUGGACCAGACGAUUGGCCAGCAGAGGUGUGUCACAGUGCUGGAAUUCGAUUUAAUGGCUAGCACAUUUCUUAAGCCAGGCUCUCUAGAAGAUGCCGCCUGUCGAAGGGCGGGUCAGCACGACCAUUCCAAUCUGAAAGAGGAAUGGCAACCCAGCUACAUGUGCCAAAUACGGUACAAUUCGAUUGUUCUGUUAGAUAUUCGAACGAGUCCUGGAUAAGCCAAUAGGCCAGCGCCAUGGACACUUCUUUAUGUGGACAAAGUUUAAGCUGGCCGCCAAAGAGAAAGCCAACUUCAAGCAGACUGUCCAGACAUGGAGCAACCAGCUGCGGUGGAUCUCCAACAUCACAUGGUUUCGACUAUGCCUAUAAUGAUGACAUUUCAGCAGUGGUUGGUGAUGCUUUAAUUAAGUAAGC